GCUAAAGCACCAAUCGAGUCGUCAAAAAGCGUUGCUAUUCAUCAGGAAGAUCUAUUAGUUAGGGAACUACUAUCGCUAGCAUUACUAUUGAACAAUAUUCCGUUUAUAGGUCCUAAAUUGAUGAUUAUACCUGAAAAGAUCAUCCGUUCUAUUGGAAAUUUCGAAUACACAACGAAUCAUUUAGUAGACAAAAUUUUGCGUAAUUCUUUACCAUGUAUGAUAACGGUCAAUGGCAUAAAAUGCGAAGGGAUAGAACAAAAUGGCGGCUUAGUAUCUAUUAUUAGAAAUGCUAUUGAUUCAAUGCCAAAUACCAGGAUUUUUUACAUCAUAAAACAAAUUUUAGAUGUGAUGACAUUUGCACUUCAAGUUCUAUAUCUAUGGGGAAUUGUUAUCUGAAUUAUAAUGUAUCCGCAUAAAAUAAAAAAUAAAAUUUAUUAAUUUUUAAUAUUUCAUAUUUCUUUUAAAUAUAUCAGUCUGUUUGCAUGUAUUGCUAUUUCAAAUUUUGUAUCAUAAAAAGUAAAUAACAAUAAGAAAAUAGGAUUUUACUGAAAAAUAAAAAUAUAAAGAGUAUGCUAAGGUUUUAUUAAACCUAUAAUGAAAAUUAUUGGAAAUGUUUUAUUUUGGUCGUAACAAAAUAAAAUAAAUAUAUUUAGUUUAUGUAUAUGUAUGAAUUUGUAUAUAUAAAUAUAAAUAUGGUGUUAUGAAAAUAUUAAUUAAGAUAUCAAUGUAUAAAUGAAUUAACGUGUACAAAAAAUACAUAAGAAAA
This is a messenger RNA of Polistes canadensis, 766 nucleotides long. RefSeq lists its product as uncharacterized. The record is from RefSeq and is a predicted model, not a curated record. Lineage: Eukaryota; Metazoa; Arthropoda; Insecta; Hymenoptera; Vespidae.